Kwoniella botswanensis is the source of this 621-nucleotide messenger RNA. RefSeq lists its product as uncharacterized. The transcript is spliced from 3 exons. NCBI's taxonomy places the organism in Eukaryota, Fungi, Basidiomycota, Tremellomycetes, Tremellales, Cryptococcaceae. The coding region runs from base 1 to 621 and encodes 206 amino acids. The record is from RefSeq and is a predicted model, not a curated record.
AUGCGAACAAUAUCAUCUUGUGAAGUGAACAAGGGAGAGCUAUCAAAGCUCCCUGGCCCUUCCUCUACAACAUCCACUAACGACCAAAAUCCCUAUGAUAGUACUGUCAGGAUGCCCCGGACCAUCCGAGGCUUAAGUCGAUCCUCUUUUAUGACUCACUCCAGCAUCGUGACUCCAUAUUCAGUGGCCGAACACGUGUGGUCCUUGAAGGACAUCCGAAAGUUGAUCCUGUCAUACUGUGCUAAGGACGAUCUUUCAAGAGUGAUAUGUGUGUCAAAAGAGUCUUUCGUCGAUACCAUGAGGAUGUUGUACAGUGAAUUGUUGUAUGAGGACUAUAGACAUGUGGAGAGGGCUUGCCAUGAGCCUUACCGGCUUCGACAGUAUACACAUGCUAUACGACACGUUGAUCUAUCAAAUACCGAAGGAGGAGCGAUAGGACUCAACAUACGCCUAUUCAAUCGGCUUCCGCGAUUACGAUCCAUCUGCGACGGAUUCGACAGACUCGUUCUUCACGAUGACAAUACCAGCCACAAUAUUUGUGCUGGAUUCCAAACGACCAAAGCGACCCUGUACGAGACGUUCGACUGCGGGCCAGACAGCACGGGUGAAGGCCUGCUUUGA